AUAACUUUGUGUUUUUCAUUUUGUUGUGUGGGACAUGGUCAAACCCGAGUGGGCCGGUUCCGUCCAAUGCUUGAAUUUGCUCCUCCUUGUUAGAAGUAGUAAUUUCCAAACGUGCUUUUCCUUUCAAUUUUGUUCUAUUGCGUUUGGUUCCACCGCGAUUUUCCUUUUCAUACCCAACGAAUAUUCCAUUCCCUUCAAUAACUUAAUAACUUAAUUCCAUUUCUCUAACUCUACAAUUUUCAUUCCAAAAACCUUUCCAACGCCAAAAGCUUAAUCGUUAUUUCACGUGCAAUUAGAUUCUCACUUCUUAUUUUCCUAGUUGCACAGAAACAACAUAAUAAUCACUUAUUCUAACCGUUAAUCUCUAAAGAGUCGAUUCAACCGUUACGAAUUAGAUUUCUGAAAUGAAGAACGAUUGGUUAUCAUGGAUGGAUUCAGAUCCAAACAUGUAUCCAUUACAACCAUUCGUAUUCAAUAAUUUCUUAGGUUCUCAAUUUCUACAAUCGUUUCUUGAAAAUUCUAGAUGUUUCUACGAAAGUUCGGCUAUAGAAGAAGCAUUCGGCCACGUGUCGAAAUUCGCCGGCGCGUUGUUGUUUUUGUUUUCCGGUGGUGGAUCGAAUGUCUGCGGUGGUGGUUCUUUUCGAUUUGGCGGUGGUUCUGGUAAUGUGAAUAUGAAUAUGAAGGUUAAGCCUGUGAUUACGAAUAAUGUGGCUGGGUUUGGGUUUCCGUUUGGUUCUAGGUCGAAGAGGAAAGGUUUGGAACGUGUGAGUUUGGGGAAGAUUUCGAAUUUUGUGGUUAAGUUCUUUUGGAGUGAAGCUAAAAAAAUUCAAUCGUAUCCUAUUCUUUCGAUUGCUGCUGCAUUGGUGUUGCCAAUUCAAAAUUUGUCAUCAAAUCUACUGUCUGGGCCAAUGCAGGAUCCUGAUCUGCAAAUGAAUGAAAGCAUCGACCGGAUGCCAAAGGAUUUUGAACGUCCAGGAUGUCCUCGCCUAUCCAUUUCCGAGUUGAACCUAGCAAACUCUGCUGUGGAGCCUAAAACUGGCAUUGAAUUUCCUGUGGUUCUGGAUAAUUUAUCAGAUGGGGGGCAGAAUUCUAGCUUUAACUCAGAGGUCCUUGUUGGAACAGGAUACAAAAACAUGACAAUUGUUAAAAUCAAGACGCUGAAAGUAUAUGCUUUUGGAUUUUAUGUUCACCCGUACUCCCUCUGUGAGAAGUUGGGCCCAAAAUAUGCAUCAAUUUCUGCAGAUGAACUGGAUAACCAUAAUGAUUUCUACCAGGAUCUUCUCAGGGAAGAUAUCAAUAUGACUGUUAGGCUUGUCGUAAAUUACAAAGGAAUGAAAAUUAACAAUGUGAAAGAUGCUUUUGAAAAAUCACUUAGAGCUCGAUUAGUUAAGACAAAUCCAUCCACAGACUUUAAUUGCCUUUGGACAUUUGGUUCGUACUUUACGGAGAAUAUCUCGAUACCUUUGGGAACCGUUAUUGAGUUUAAGCGAACAGUUGAUGGGCGUCUGAUUACUGAAAUUGGUGGCAAUCACAUUGGAAGUGUCCACAGCAAAGAUUUGUGUCGGGCUUUCUUUGGCAUGUACAUUGGAGAUCUCCCUGUUUGCGAACAAACUAAGAAAGAGAUUGGCAUGAACAUCGCAAAUAUUAUUAGGAAUUGUUGAAAUGGUUCAUUUUCUUUCCAAUUGCCCUGCUUUUUAGAAUGGACAAUUGGAGGGUGGCAUGGCUUGAAUUCCCCCACCCUAUAGCACAGAAGCAGUUGUAUCAUGAAUUUGAUUACAAUCUGCUUUAAAAUUGACCGGAGUUACUUUUCAAGGUUUGUCCUUUGAAUCAUAGAAGUCAUUAGGAUAGCUCAAGUUAGAUUUCUGUUAGAAAUUUUAUUCAUUACCGAUGAUAAGCAUCGCUUUGAUGCCUCUAUCCCUGUCAGAUGUAUAAUCUUAUUUUAGAGAACGAAAGGAAAAAAAGUUGCAGAUUAGAAUAUUAAUGUCAGUUUGAUCAA
Trifolium pratense (red clover) is the source of this 1996-nucleotide messenger RNA. RefSeq names its product fatty-acid-binding protein 2. The transcript is spliced from 10 exons. The record is from RefSeq and is a predicted model, not a curated record. Gene Ontology annotation, molecular function: fatty acid binding; intramolecular lyase activity. NCBI's taxonomy places the organism in Eukaryota, Viridiplantae, Streptophyta, Magnoliopsida, Fabales, Fabaceae. Bases 405 to 1661 code for a protein of 418 amino acids. Gene Ontology annotation, cellular component: chloroplast stroma.